This is a messenger RNA of Pelodiscus sinensis (Chinese soft-shelled turtle), 2781 nucleotides long. RefSeq names its product iron-sulfur cluster assembly 2 (gene ISCA2). Gene Ontology annotation, cellular component: mitochondrion. Gene Ontology annotation, biological process: iron-sulfur cluster assembly. The record is from RefSeq and is a predicted model, not a curated record. Lineage: Eukaryota; Metazoa; Chordata; Testudines; Trionychidae. Gene Ontology annotation, molecular function: 4 iron, 4 sulfur cluster binding; iron ion binding; 2 iron, 2 sulfur cluster binding.
GCCCAGCCGCAAUGACUGGGGCUGUGCCUGCCGGGGGCUCGGUUGUGGGGUCGGUGCUUGGGGGCCAGAGGACCCCGGAGCGCCGGGCACUGCAGGGAGCUGGAGUUGAAUAGACUCUGGCAGCAACUAGCCCAGUCACAGCCAGACUGUUGCUUAGCAACUAACUGCAAGCAGCCAAGUUCCUUAAACGGCUUCGUCAUCACGCGCGCGCGCCUCCUCCCUUCUGCUUCCGCCUGAGUGCCCUACGUCACCAGGACCACAGGAAGCGGCGGGGCUUCGCGGCUCUACGCCAAUAAUGACGUGUUGGGUGGGCGGGGCUUACCAUAAGCCACUGGCGCAAGAUGGCGGCGCGGGGGCGACUGUUGAGCUGCCUGAGGAGGCUGCAGAGCGGCUGUCGGAGCAGCAGCUUUUCCCCUACUUUGCUACGUCUGGUGAGAACAUCACCCUGUUCUUCUCAGAAUGGAGCUCAUGUACCAAGCAUCAGGGUGCAGUGGGCAUCAUCCUCUUCUAAGCCAGGGCAACCAGUGUCUGACUCUAGUGAGGGACAGAUCUCCCUCACCAACAGCUGUGUGAAGAGGCUGCUGGAGAUUAUAGAAGGUUCUGAGUUUCUCAGGCUGCAGGUGGAAGGAGGUGGCUGCUCUGGAUUCCAAUACAAGUUUUCCUUGGAUACAGUUAUCAAUCCUGAUGACAGGGUGUUUGAGCAAGAUGGUGCCCGUGUUGUUGUGGAUGUGGACAGCCUGGCCUUUGUGAAAGGUGCAAUGGUGGAUUUCAGCCAGGAACUGAUCCGCAACUCGUUCCAAGUGGUGAGCAAUCCACAGGCCGAACAAGGUUGCUCAUGUGGAACAUCCUUCUCCGUUAAACUCUGAGUGGAUUCCUCUCUCGGUGUUGCUUGGGUGGACGCUGAGCCAGAGACUAUACUCAGCAUCGUCUCCAAGGGUUUCUAAUUUUGCUAUUUUUUUCAGCUUCCUCGAUCCUCCUCAGACUGUUAUACAAUUACUGUAAAUGUCCCCAUCUGCCUCUCUGAACUGAGUCUACAGCCAAGACUGAUAGGGCAGUCCCUGCAAGGGUUUGAAAUAGGGUUGAAACCUAACACAAAAGCAUCUUCUGUCUUCCAUGAAUCUCCAGAAACUGCUGAGUGUAAUGAACCUUUCUGAUCUCCCUGAGCUGCCCAACAUGUGGAACUGCCUGUCUAAUUAGAAGCUGCCUGUUCCUGUGUAUUUGAUGGGUUGUUGUUUUUUUUUUAUCACAAUUUCAAUUAUUUGUUUGUUUGGUUUUUUUUCCCAUGCUUUUCAAAGUGUGGUUCGAAUGCAGGUUUCUACAGGGAGAUGGUUAUUUCCCCCUUGCCCUUAAACUGGCUGUAGGGCUGCCUGUGUGUUCUAGGCAGUUGUGGGUCUUUCCAGACAGUUUGUUCUAUUAACCUUCUUAGUCUUGAAGAUCUUCAGUGGCAAGAGCUCCUCCACUGCCCCCAUGGCCCACCUGUCUACAGGGAGCAUCCAGUACUUGAUACGGGUAGGCAAAGUAGAGAGGUGGGCAUAGGGGGUUAGGGUUGUUUUAGCAUUAGGGCUAAAAAAGGCAAUUUGGUUUGUUCCCAAUCCUGACUCAAUUUAAAAAGUGGUACAAAUCAGCAAAUGGCUUCUUAAACUGUCUGCUUUUGUCAGCAGGAGGGCCAGGUGGGUCACAUCUGAGAGCCCUUGUACCAUGUUCUGCAUGCCACUUUGAUUUAAUAACCUAAACCAUUUCCCUAGUUUUGCUUAAUAAUCUAAUCUGUCUUCAUCUUUGUUUCUGGUUUUAGGAGAGAAACAAAUCUCUUAUUGCCUUUAUAGGGCAGUGCCCAGCUACAAGUGAACUGUAGGAAGGUUGUCCUAGAUGUUUCCAAUGCAAAUUUAUUUUCAGUUACUCACACUUUGUGGAACUCUAGCCUCUUUGUUGAAGUUUUCCAUGCUCAGUCUCUGCUUGGAGAUGAAUGGUAAAUUUGAGCCAAAAUGGUUCAUCUCCUUUUAAGUGAAAGGAGAGAUGGGGAACUUGUGUUUUUUCCCCAUUAUUACAAAAUCCUGCUUUAGCAGUCUCAUAACCAAAUUGUAGGAUUUAAGUGUCCAUUUCCCAUGGAAUAUGGAGUAAUGCAUAGCUUGGUCUGAAGGAAACAGCUUGCAAUCUGGGUGAAUUUUAAUCAUUUUCUGAAAUUGACAUGCCCUGUUUAGUUAUGUCUUUUAUUUGCCUUUCUGAGGUGUGGUAUUAACAACCAAUUUUAUAAAUGGGAUAGCUGAGACUGAGAACAGAAUUGUCUGAACUCCCAUGGUUAAGCUUACAACAUAGCUGGGAAGAGCAUGUUUAUUUCUGUGCUAGAUACAUGUUUUAUCUACCAAACCACAAUGCCACUCAGACAACUGGUUUCCAGUUUUAUUCACUUUAAAAUGUGAGCUCUAAAGCCUUGUAUAAAUGCAGAGCAUUAUUAAUAGACCUGUCUUUAAAUAGGAUAACUAAGCCACAGAAAGGUGGCUGGAAGGCAUUGUUUUCUGAUCCAAGAAAUAGGUUCUAGUUCUGCUUGAAGUUGGUCAAAUUCAUUUCUGUCUCACUUAACCUAUAUUUCUAUAUAGGUUAUGAGUGACUGUAAAAUAUAAAAAAUGGUAGGGGGUUCUGGGACAGUGUGAAGCCUGAAAUUACUUAAUCUUUUAUCUAAAUAGACUUGAUUUUAAGUUGUCGUUUUAACCAUGCUUCUUGAACAUUGUCAAUGAACUCAUUUUAUGGAAUUUAAACUGAACAUACUUGUUCCAUUCCUCCUCA